GAAGUCAAGAGUCGAAUGGCUUACACACCCGGCGCAAUGGCGACCGAGGAGGGAAUGCUGAGUGGUGGUUUCGGCUCGAAAUUGAAGUGCCCAACCCCGAUUUCACGUUUGAGAGUGGAAAAGAUCGAGGGUGGUCUAAUGGUUGCCGGGGUUGUAAUAGCAGCGAACUGCCAGAUUGCUCUUCCGGCAUUUGGAUUUCUUUUCAUGCUCGUCGGCGCUGUUCUCACUGCCGCUUCGUAUCGUGGCCCCGGCGAAGACGAGGAUAAGGACUCGUAUGCAGCUCGUAUAGCAUUCACCGGAAAUUCACGUAUACUCGGUCCGAUAUGUAUCGUCGUUGGUGCCCUUAUGCUUGCCCUAGGUAUACUACUAUGCAUGCUUACGAGACGUGCGAGAAGAAGGGAACGCAGAGUUGGCUUCCACUGUCCCUUACACGGGGAUUUCUACCCUCUCAGUCCGGUUCAGAGUGUCAAGAUGCUUGGUGUCUCAGGGAAAAGUGCCAGCGGAUGGCCAAGGAUACCCUGUUUGAAAAGUCGUACGAUGAGUAAGUCCGGUGCAAAUGGUUCACACGUUGGUCCACCCCAAUGUCCGCAUUCUGUAUUAAGCAGCACAAGAAGUUCAGUGAGCAGUUCACCUUUGAGUCCUUGCCCUACGCCGAUGCCGUUCCUCGUCACUUCCGGUUCCGUCAGCAGUGGCAUGGUGCAAAAUGUUGGGGCCAAUCUGUCACCGGAUCAAACAUUUGGAUCAAUUAGAUCACUUUCGGUUACAAGAGAAGUCGCAAGUUUUCCGUUGUCACGGACACCCACGCCACCUCCUCAGCAUAGGCCGUCGUUGUUGCAACCGAACAACGAUGAUCUCGUCAUUGGAGUUGGUAGUCCAUUGAGAGAGGCCUCACCUAGACCGGAAGUGCGUGUUGUGGCACCAGCCCAUCGACCUCCAUCCGGGCUCAUUGCACAUCAACCAAUGACAACAAACAACCUCGUGUCGCCUAGUAUGACGAAUUUAACGACGAUGACGACAACGACAACAACGACGAUAAUGAUGAUGACGACGACAACAUCAACGACAUCGCCAAUUACUACAAUGACCGGUUCUAAGGCGACCUCGUUGCCGCCAUCGUCGUCAUCAUCGUCGUCGUCGUCGUCGUCAUCAUCGUCGUCGUCGUCAUCGAUUACGAGUACGAUUGCGAGUGCGAAGAUGAGGACGACGACGACAGGAACGACAGCUACGACGAAUCGUAAGUCGGUGAGCAUAUUACUUCCGGAACACACAAGUGGAUGACCCCAACAACAUGGCUUCGUGCACCGCUGCGACGACGAUCCCCUUCCAAUUUAAGACAUUUAAUGGAGGGUUUAGCUUUAAACGAAAAAAAAAAAAGGAGAACGAUGGGGUAAAGGGGAUGGGAAGGGGAAAUGAGGUAGGAUGAGAAGGGAGUCACGAAGAGAAAAGAGAAUAAUGAACCCAGACUUUUCUCUCUCUCUCUCUCUCUCUAUUUCUAUCUAUCUGUGUAUCUAUCUAUCUAUCUGUCUCUUUCUCUCCUUAAGAUUUGUUCUUUUCAACUCUUACAUACUCGUACUCCUACGUUUGCAAUUAUCAGGACAGAGAGAGAGAGAGAGAGAGAGAGAGAGAGAGGAGAGAGAAAGAGAGAAAGAGAAAGAAAAAUCUAUUAUAUAGCUACCUACGCUCUUGUGUUCCCAAUAUAUAAAAAGAAAGGAAGACAAAGAGAAAGAGAGAGAGAGAGAGAGAAACAAAGAAAUCCAUUCCGAGCUCUAAUUCUGAACUCCAAAAGUCUAGAAAGAGAGGGAGAGGGAGAGAGAUAAAGUGAGAGAAAGAGAGAAAGACAUGAUUGAGGAUGAAAAUGUGUGAAAAUUAAAAGAUGGAGACAGAGAAAAAGAGAGAGAGAGAGAGAGUGAAAGGGAGAAAGAGGGAAAAGAGAUCAAUUUAAUCAAAGAGAGUGAAAGAGUGAGAGAAAGAGAGAACGAAGCAAUCGUGCUGUCAAUGAAACUGUUUCGUUAAACAACUUCGUUGUCUCGUUCCUGGAUCUUUCUGCCAUGACGUAGAUAGAGGUGAAAUAAAGUUCCGGAUGAUAAAAGAAAAAAAAAAAAAAAUGAAAGUUAACCUCUAAAUAUUAUGGGAUUUCAUAAAAA
This is a messenger RNA of Vespa velutina, 2144 nucleotides long. RefSeq names its product cell wall protein DAN4-like. The transcript has 6 exons. The record is from RefSeq and is a predicted model, not a curated record. Lineage: Eukaryota; Metazoa; Arthropoda; Insecta; Hymenoptera; Vespidae. The coding region runs from base 16 to 1278 and encodes 420 amino acids.